UUUAGGCGGUCGGCCCACAGGGAGCUUGGGAGUGGAUUGCUGAUCCCGGUUUCUGUGGGUUCUCCCGGUAGUCAUCUCCCUACCCCCGUCCACCCUGGCUGUCAGCUGCUUCAGAGCCUGGAGAUUAGUUUCCUAGCAAGAACUUCUUCUCCAGAACACUAUGAAGCAGCAACUCUUUCCGGGGCCCCAGCCCCUCUGUUUUCCCCCUGCCCUGAGCUAGCAUGUCGCUGAAGCAGGGCCCCCAAGUGAACACGGCUGCACUGCAGAGAAUCGCCGCUGACAUGAGUCACUUAAUAGAAAAUCUGGACACUCGAGAGCUCCACUUCGAGGGAGAUGAGGUGGAGUAUGACCUGCCUCCCGGGGAAGCCAAGGCCCAGGAAGGGAAUAUCCCUUUCUCUGCCAUUUAUGAAACUCAGGGGUUUAAGGAGCUGAACUUGAAGACGUAUCUGUCUGGCUGCCCGAUAAUGGCAAGAGUUCUGGGAGUGGAGCGCUUCACAUCUGCAUCCAAGGCACACAGUAUCAACCUGUACACAAUUGAGCUGACGCACGGGGAGUUUAAAUGGCAGGUCAAGAGGAAGUUCAAGCACUUUGAGGAAUUCCACAGAGAGCUGCUCAAGUACAAGGCCUUCAUCCGAAUCCCCAUCCCCACCAAAAGACACACGUUUCGAAGACAGCAUGUCAAAGAGGAGCCUCGGGAGAUGCCCAGUUUGCCCCGAGCAUCUGAAAACAUGAACAGAGAAGAGCAGUUCCUUGGCAAAAGGAAACAACUGGAGGAUUACCUGACGAAGUUACUAAAAAUGCCCAUGUACAAGAACUACCACGCAACGACUGAAUUUCUUGACAUAAGCCAGCUGUCAUUCAUCCAUGAUCUGGGACCAAAGGGCAUAGAAGGCAUGAUAAUGAAGAGAUCAGGAGGACACAGAAUACCAGGCUUGAAUUGCUGUGGCCACGGAAGUGCCUGCUACCGGUGGUCGAAAAGGUGGCUGGUGGUGAAAGAUUCCUUCUUGUUGUACAUGAAGCCAGACAAUGGUGCUAUUGCUUUUGUCCUGCUGGUGGAUAAGGAGUUCAGAAUCAAGGUGGGGAAGAAGGAAACAGAGACAAAAUACGGACUCCGGAUUGAUAAUCUUUCGAGGACCCUUAUUUUAAAAUGCAACAGUUACAGACAUGCCCGGUUGUGGGGAGGGGCUAUAGAAGAAUUCAUCCAGAAACAUGGUAGCAACUUUCUCAAAGACCAUCGCUUUGGGUCGUUCGCUGCUGUCCAAGAGAACACUUUAGCUAAAUGGUAUGUUAAUGCCAGAGGAUACUUUGAAGAUGUGGCCAAUGCAAUGGAAGAGGCCCAAGAAGAAAUCUUUAUCACAGACUGGUGGCUGAGUCCAGAGAUCUUCCUGAAGCGCCCGGUGGUGGAGGGGAAUCGCUGGAGGCUGGACUGCAUCCUCAAGCGCAAAGCGCAACAAGGGGUGAGGAUCUUCGUGAUGCUCUACAAAGAGGUGGAACUGGCCCUUGGCAUCAACAGCGAGUACAGCAAGAGAACAUUAAUGCGACUACACCCCAACAUAAAGGUGAUGAGGCACCCUGACCAUGUUUCAUCCACCGUGUACCUGUGGGCGCACCACGAGAAGCUUGUGGUUGUGGACCAAUCGCUUGCCUUUGUGGGCGGCAUCGACUUGGCUUAUGGCCGCUGGGAUGAUCACGAGCACCGGCUGACCGACGUGGGCAGCGUAAAGCGUGUGGCUAUGGGGCCCAGCCUGAGCGCUGAAACAAUAGGAAGCCUGGAGUCCUUAAGCCUCAAAGACGAUUCCAGUAAACCCUUGCCCACACUGAAGGGUGUGGAUGGUGUGGAUUCAAAGCUGAGAGGCAUCGGAAAGCCCAGCAAGUUCUCCAAGUUUAGCCUCUACCAGCAGCUGCACAGGCACCAUCUCCGGACGGCCGAGAGUGUCAGCAGCAUCGACAGCGUCUCCAGUUAUGGUUAUCACUGUAGAAGUCGUCAGAGUCUAAUCCAUGGUUUCAAACCCCACUUGAGGCUCUUUCACUCUCCCAGCGCGUCUGAGCAGGGGCUGUGCGACCCCACCGGGGAUGCCAGCUCCAUUCACAGCGUGCAGACGGGCAUUGGGGAUCUGCACGGCGAGACCCGAUUCUGGCAUGGCAAGGACUACUGCAACUUCGUCUUCAAGGACUGGGUGCAGCUGGACAAGCCCUUCGCUGAUUUCAUCGACAGACACUCCACACCCCGCAUGCCUUGGCACGACAUAGCCUCUGCUGUGCAUGGGAAGGCUGCCCGCGACGUGGCCCGACACUUCAUCCAGCGAUGGAACUUCACCAAGAUCAUGAAAUCAAAAUAUCGGUCCCUUUCUUAUCCUUUUCUGCUUCCAAAAUCUCAAACGACCGCCCAUGAGUUGAAGUAUCAAGUGCCUGGAUCUGUGCUCGCCAACGUGCAGUUGCUCCGCUCUGCCACCGAUUGGUCUGCUGGCAUCAAGUACCAUGAAGAGUCUAUCCACACAGCCUAUGUCAGUGUGAUAGAGAACAGCAAGCACUACAUCUACAUUGAGAACCAGUUUUUCAUAAGCUGUGCUGAUGACAAAGUUGUGUUCAACAAGGUCGGCGACGCCAUUGCCCAGAGAAUACUGAAAGCUCACAGGGAGAACCAGCGAUACCGGGUGUAUGUGGUGAUUCCGCUUCUGCCAGGAUUUGAAGGAGACAUUUCGACCGGUGGAGGAAAUGCUCUGCAGGCAAUAAUGCACUUCAACUACAGAACCAUGUGCAGAGGAGAAAAUUCAAUCCUUGGACAGCUAAAAGCAGAGCUUGGCAACCAGUGGAUAAAUUACAUAUCAUUCUGCGGACUUAGAACCCACGCAGAGCUUGAGGGAAACCUGGUCACGGAGCUCAUCUAUGUUCACAGCAAGUUGCUGAUUGCAGAUGACAACACUGUUAUUAUAGGCUCUGCCAACAUCAACGACCGAAGCCUGCUGGGGAGGCGGGACAGCGAGAUGGCCAUCAUCGUGCAGGACACUGAGACCGUUCCCUCCCGGAUGGACAGCGAGGACUACCAGGCUGGCCGCUUCGCCCAGGGCCUGCGGCUACAGUGCUUCAGGCUUGUCCUUGGCUAUCUUUCUGAGCCAAGUGAGGACAUCCAGGACCCAGUGAGUGACAAAUUCUUCAAGGAGGUGUGGGUUUCAACAGCAGCUCGAAAUGCUACAAUUUAUGAUAAGGUGUUUCGGUGCCUUCCCAGUGAUGAAGUUCACAACUUAAUGCAGCUGAGAGACUUCAUCAGCAAACCCAUCUUAGCAAAGGAAGAUCCCGUCAGAGCCGAGGAGGAACUGAGAAAGAUCCGUGGGUUCCUGGUGCAAUUCCCUUUUUACUUCUUGGCUGAAGAAAGCCUGCUGCCUUCUGUUGGAACCAAAGAAGCCAUGGUACCCAUGGAAGUUUGGACUUAAGAGCUUAUUUGCUCUGCAGCUCAGGGCUCCACUCUGAAAGGGACAACCACUCUGACUUAGCAGAGGCCUGGCAGCCAUAUCUAGUCCUGGACUCCUGUGUUCAACUCACAGCCACUCUGGUUCCACUGGGAGAGAAUGCAGUCCACUGAGCACCUUCAAUAGGACUCCAUCAUUCCUUACCCCUGCCCGGGAAAAAGGAACUGCACUCUGACUUGUCACAGCAAAGUCCAUCCUCUUUGCUAGUGAGAAUUGACUUAUGUGACUGUGGUAUGUGUUGCCAAACAUUGUCUGAACCUUCUUCCUCUCCCAACUUUGACCCAGGCAACUGACCACUGACCGCCUUGCUCCUCUUAUGGUCAGUACAGCCACUGGCUGGGCUUUUGUUUACUGCUCUGUGCUGUAGUGCUGCUUCUGAGAUCCUGAAGCUCACUGGGAUGGGUCCUGUCCACAGUGUGGAGUAGCCAUGUCCAUCUAAGUAAAUAUAUAGACAUUAGUCCCCUGUGGUGACUGAAAGGACAGGACAGAUUUCCUUGAACCCUACAGCAGCUCUUGUGGCACUGAGACCAUGGAUCUUGGCAGCACAGAGCAACAGGAAAUAGACACAGUUAUUGAAGCCCAGAUUUCACUUGGCCUCAGAAGACACUGAUAAAGUGUGUCCUUUUGAGGGGCCCACCUCGUCAACUUUGAAAACAUGUGCAGCCUAGUCAGUCACACAGCAGCUGAUCAGACACGAAAGAUCAAGCCUGCCAUUCCAGGGCAUCAGUGGGGGGUCUGAAACAGAUUAAAAACAAACAAAAACCAAGAAGAAGAACCAUGAAGAAGGUUCCUGCAGUUCUGUCAAAUUCCCUGAUAUCCUCAGCUGCUGGGCUGCCUGAAGGUUGAGCUGCUGCACUUCAGAAUCAAACCCGAGAAUUCCAUGUGUCUUUCAAGAGAAUCCAAGGCUCCGUAACUCCUACUAAGUCAUUUGACACCCAGCUUCCCCAGCUACUUUAUCUUCUGUGAGAAAGAAAUGAUUGCCAAACAUGUGCUUCUUCACUCACAUUAUUAAAUAGGCAUUAACAUUCCACUGGGGCUUCUGAAGAGAAUAUUUGUUCUUUCACUUGGUCUGAUGGUCUGUGAAUUGUUCUGGAAAUGUGUUUUCUUUUUUUAGGGUGUUAAGCAUACCCUGUUGGCACAUUGUAGCUCUUAUUUUAUUUUAUUUUAUUUUAUUUUAUUUUAUUUAUGUAUUUUCGCCACCAGGAUUAUCACAGGGGCUCAGUGCCUCCACUGCAAAUCCACCAAUCCCUAGAGACAGAGAGACACCUGCAGGUCUGCUUCACUGCUCAUGAGCUUCCCCUCAUCCCACCCUGCAGGUGGGGAGUGCUGGCUGCAACCCAGGUCCUUGCACGUGGUUUUAUGUGUGCUCAAGUGGGCGCUCCACCACCCAGGCCCCUAUAGGUCCAGUUUUACUAAAAACAACUUUUCUUACAACCUGGAGAGCUGAUGUGGGUGCCCAACUGGUCUUUGCCUAGAAGACAUGGUGUAGGGAAGGAGAUAGCAUAUCUGUGUGUCACCAGGACAGAAUCUCACCUGGAUUGUCCUUCCAAAAAGCCAGGCAGGCAACAAUGGAACUAAGUGUGCUUCCGUUUAUGAUUAAGUCAUUCCUCAGACGACUGACCAUGGUGAGACCAUGUAAGCCUAUAGCAGUUGUAAAUGAGACACUCUUUGUUUUAUGAAAGACAUCUGGCUUGGAAUUUUAAAUGUCUGUACGUGGAUUAGCAAAGGAUCUCUAGUGUGUUCUUUUUUAAAGAUUUUUUUUUUUUGCCUCCAGGGUUAUUGCGGGGGCUCAGUGCCUGCACCACAAAUCCACUGCUCCUGGAGGCUAUCCCCCCUUCUAUCAUUAUUGUGGUUAUUAUUGUUGUUGUUAUUGAUGUCAUUGUUGUUGGACAGGACAGAGAGAAAUGGAGAGAGGAGGGGAAGACAGUGAGGGGAAGAGAAAGAUAGACACUUGAAGACCUGUUUCACCAUCUGUGAAGCGAUCCCCCUGCAGGUGGGAAGCCGGGGGCUUAAACCAUUAUCUUUAUGUCGGUCCUUAUGCUUUGCGCCAUGUGCGAUUAACCUGCUGUGCUACUGCCCAACCCCCUAAAGAUUUUUUUGUAACCACAGAGUAGUCAGCAAACUGGCCUUUGAUUUUGUGAAAGAUACUUACCAAAGCCAUGACACACACAAAAAAAAACUUGAACAGGUUCUUCCUUUAAAAAAAAAAUGACUUGAUCCAGUCUCUACCCAUUUUAUAGUUGAGGAUAUUCAGGCUUCGACUGGCUGCAGGACCAACUUGAGUGGACCCAGUUUUUAUCAGUAGUGCCAUUGGAACAGGUAACACUGUGUGGCCUUCAUGAGCCUCUCCUUUCACUUCAUCAUGAACCCCAGAAUGAAGCGAUGCAGUAAAUUUAUUUCAGAUAGGGUGUCUCCAGGUGAUUUGAACCUGAUAACAUGCCGUGUGUGUGUGUAACUGUCUCCCCCUAAAGCAUGUAGGCCCCAGCAUCUCAGGACGGUUCUGAUCCUGUGUUCUGUUCAUCAAGUGUUCUUAGAGCCUGAAACACUGCCUGGCACAGAGGAGUUCCCUGGAUGAAGAGGCAAGCUGGAGGAGAGAGCUAACAAAAAGAGAACCCUGGGCUCCCACACACGCAGUCUUCCUGCUGGCUCCUGCAGCAUGUUUUUCUUACUGCAUCUUUUCAAAGACAAGAGGCUCACCUGCAAAGAGGAGGGUCUACAAGAGACGAGAGACUUACCCAGCCGGCUAGGUUUUAUGCAAGAUCCAGUGCAAUCAUUGCCCCUUCUGCCACUCUAACAGUUUCUGUAGUGCAGUGUACUGCAAAGCUCAGCUGCCUGUGGGCCCAGGAUGCACUGUGGCCUCUUCACCACCCCCUUCCCUGCUGCUCUUGCUGCCAGUACAUGUUCAGAUGAUCUUAGUCUCUGAGGCAAACUGAAACACAAAUGAUUCUAAGCCUUUAGGAGAAAAGCUAUUCUGAAUCUGUUCCACAUUCCAAAUUGAUUAUCAUUUUGUGAAAAGUUAAUAAACCUGCUGCCUGACUCACUGA
This is a messenger RNA of Erinaceus europaeus (western European hedgehog), 6511 nucleotides long. RefSeq names its product phospholipase D1 (gene PLD1). Gene Ontology annotation, biological process: regulation of microvillus assembly; cell motility; intracellular signal transduction. The record is from RefSeq and is a predicted model, not a curated record. Bases 222 to 3431 code for a protein of 1069 amino acids. Lineage: Eukaryota; Metazoa; Chordata; Mammalia; Eulipotyphla; Erinaceidae. The transcript has 27 exons. Gene Ontology annotation, molecular function: D-type glycerophospholipase activity; phosphatidylinositol binding.